GGAGGACCUAGCACUCGACCUCUGCCUGCUGCUGUCUCACUCAGAAACACAUUCAGUGCCGCUCAGCGCUGUGCCAUCUACUUCUGCCCACUGAUUCUUAGGCCGGGAAUUCGUACUCGCUGGUGCUUACCAUCGUCAUUCCAGGCCUUCCAGCUGGGCUCGCCACAGACGUGACUUACACGACUUUGAGGUGCCGGCGACCUCUUAAAUCAGACAUCUCCCACUUGCGCUGGUCAGACUGCUACUGCUAUCAUGGACGAAUCCGAUGCUCUGGAGGCUUUGUCCGACAUACUGAACCGCUUGACGGAAGACCCAUACGACAUAACCCUUCACAUCGAGCAUGUACGGGUCGCACAUCAGACAGGAAUGGAUGAACAGGUGGACUCGGCUCUGGAGAUGGUCACUGCCUGGUGGGCCGCAGGAGAGUACGUCUGGCUACCGCUCAUCGAGCGCAAGCUCCAAGCCGGCAACUUGGAAUCUCCGGAGGACCUACGAGGGAUCCUGGAUCUCUUCAACCGUGCAGAGCGGGAUUAUCUCUCCAUGCCCCUUCUGCGGAAGCAUCUCAACUUCCUUGUCGAGCGUUAUGAACACUUCACUUCCCUGGAGACGAAGCCCGACAGUUUGGGGGAUUUGUUCUCCACGUCCUGGAUACGCUCAGCGAUGUCAGAUGUAGUAUCGAAGGGCAUAGGCCAUUUGACGGAGAGUCAUUUGUUGUGGGACGUGUACAAGGACUGGGAGCUGGAACAAUUGCAGAAUGCGUCUGCGGAAGAGAGAGCGGCAUUAGUGGAUGAAGUCGAACUGAUACUCCUGAAGCGUCUUCAGCAACCUCACUCUAAUCACGAUGAGACGUUCCAAAGCUACUCAAGCUUUACGACCAACUUCAAACCUCCAGACCAAUACGAGUCUCUCCUCGUUAAAGCGUCCAAGAUCCGCUCACAGACGGUGAAAGCAUACGAGAAACGUGAGAUUUUCGAGAGCUCCCUCGCCCAGUCUGGAUACUCUCUCGAAGGCUACGCGUACUAUAUUGCGUCCGAACGGCGCAAAAAGCCAGACUUGUUCGUUUUGCAGACCCUUUAUGAGCGCGCCAUCGCGGAAGCAGACAAGCGCCGGUGGAAUGGCGGCGCAAACGCUGAGACUGCCCUGCGUGUCUUCUGGACCGGUUAUCUGGAUUUCUCGCGUAUACAAGGAGUAGAAGUGGAGGUGCAAGCCACCAUCUUUCAGAGGGCACUCAACAGCGUGCCGGCGUGUGGGGAAGUAUGGGCACGCUAUAUGCGCUUCCUGGAGCGUACCGGAAAUGAUGAUGAUGAGGAGUCCGGGUUAGCAGUGACCUAUGAGAAGACCAAGACAAUACGUCCUUUACAAGCGGAUCCUGAGCAGCUUGUGCCCGUUGUACUUGCCCGUGCGAAAUACGAAUAUAUGCUGUUGGGCGACCGGCGAUCUACUGGGAAAGAUAACUUCGAGACGUUCGAGGAAGUCGUUAUGGACGGCAUCAACAGGAUCAGACAAGCGUCCCCUGCCGGCGAUCCUAGGGUCAGAGUCGAAAAGUUCUACGCCAGCGCUCUGUCCAAGCUCGAGGGGAUGUCUGAACGCAUCACGACACUCUGGGAAGAGGCUACCAGUCACUACAAGACAAGCUACCUCGUCUGGACUCACUACACCGACGCGCUCAUUGAGGCAAAUGAGGACGGAGAGGCACGACGGGUCUUCAAGGAUGUCUGCAUGAAGAACCUGGACUGGCCCGAGGCCAUGUGGGAAGCGUGGAUUGCGUUCGAGCAUGUGCACGGCAGCGUCCAGACGCUCGAGGAGGCCAUGGACAAGGUAGAGUUUGCCCGAGCACAGAUGGCCCUCCGGCGCCAGAAGGAAGCCGAGAGGGCGGAACAUGCUGCAAUGCAGCUCAUCGCGGAGCAGCAGGCGAACAUGGCGUCCGUCGCCGACGCGCCUCUUCCGACUGGUGCGGGUGGUGACUCCGGGGCGGCUCCUAUGGACGUUGACGCCGGUCCCAGCACGGCCGCUGGGACGAAAAGGAAAGCGGAGGAGGAAGCUGCUCCGGGGGAUGCCAGUAAGAAGGCGAAGACGGACCAAAAGCCUGUACAGCUCAAACGCGAUCGCGAGAACUGUACGGUCUUCGUUGCAGAUCUACCAGAGGGCACGAAAGAGGAGGAUCUGAGAACGUUGUUCAAAGAUUGUGGACCCAUCCGGGAGAUCAAGAUCACGCAACUGCCGAAUUCCUUGGUAGCGACUGUCGAGUUCAUGGAGCGGGAUAGCGUCCCAGCUGCAUUGACGAAAGACAAGAAGCGCAUCGAUGGCCACGAGGUCGCAGUACACCUCGCGUGGCAAUCAACUUUAUAUGUUACCAACUUCCCCGAGAAUGCCGACGAUACAUUCAUCAGAAAUCUCUUCACCAUGUAUGGAACGAUUUUCGACGUGCGGUGGCCAAGCAAGAAGUUCAAGAGCACACGGCGGUUCUGCUACGUGCAAUACACGUCUCCUCUGUCUGCACAGACAGCCCUGCAACUCCACGGCCACGAAGUCUUGCCUGACAUGCUAUUGAAUGUCUAUAUCUCGAACCCUGAACGCAGGAAGGAUCGUACGGACGCCGAUGCUAACGAUCGUGAAGUAUACGUGGCCGGUCUGAGCAAAUUUGCUACGAAGGGGGAUCUGGAGAAUCUCUUUAAGACGUACGGUUCAGUGAAAGAGGUCAGGAUGGCGCUCGACAACAAUGGCCGUCCGAAGGGUUUCGCCUUCGUCGAAUUUGAGACUGAGCAAGAUGCUUUGGCGGCUCUGAGCGCCAACAAUCAUGAGUUGAAGAACCGACGUAUGGCGGUCACUCUCGCAGACACUCGCGUCCGUGCACGAGCUAGGGAUCCAGAUGUUCGUGCAGAGAUCCGCAACCGCACUGUCCGCGUUCGCAACCUACCCGCAAACACACAAGACGGGCUCCUGCAGCAAGCACUCGAGAAGCUCGCGCCUGUCAAGCGAGUGGAAGUCUUCGCCGACAAGGCGGAGGCAGAAGUGCAAUUUGAAAACGCAGCAGAUGUCGGGAAACUGCUUCUCCGCACAGAACCCGUGGUGUUCAACGGGAAUACUCUGGAGCUAGUAGCCGAUGUGCCAGGGGGACCCCGCGCGGCCCGCCAUCCGGCUUCUACAGCCCCGCCUCCUACUGCAGGGCCGGCCAUGUUUGUUCCUCGUACAGCCGCAUCCAGGCCUAGGGCUGGUUUAGGCAGCAAGAAGCGUGUCACGACAAUAUCUGCUGGCGCAACAUCGAGUAAGGCGGCGGCUAGCGCGAGCUCGAAGGGUGUGACAUCCGGACAGGCGAAGGGGCAGGAUGACUUCCGGAAGAUGUUGGGCUGAAACGUCGGAGUCGCGUACACAUUGCUGAUAUAUGAAUUGUGAACUUCUAUCUCAUUGGAGUUAUGUAACAAGCCAUCGGGUCGACGAGUGGGCUUUGCAUGUGCACCUCCUCUGGGCCGAUAUUAUUGA
Rhodofomes roseus is the source of this 3480-nucleotide messenger RNA. RefSeq names its product RNA-binding protein Prp24. NCBI's taxonomy places the organism in Eukaryota, Fungi, Basidiomycota, Agaricomycetes, Polyporales, Fomitopsidaceae. The record is from RefSeq and is a predicted model, not a curated record. Gene Ontology annotation, biological process: RNA processing. The transcript is spliced from 24 exons. Gene Ontology annotation, cellular component: ribonucleoprotein complex; cytoplasm; nucleus. Bases 253 to 3351 code for a protein of 1032 amino acids. Gene Ontology annotation, molecular function: protein binding; mRNA binding.